Molecule: messenger RNA, 453 nt
Organism: Penicillium digitatum Pd1
Lineage: Eukaryota; Fungi; Ascomycota; Eurotiomycetes; Eurotiales; Aspergillaceae
Source: RefSeq, a predicted model, not a curated record
AUGGAUGGUGAAAUUGAAGAGGUGUAUGUUCGUGCGGUGCUCGAGCUGACCGGGGUGCUCGUGGAGCUGAUGGAACUGACGGAACUGGUGGUUGUCUCCGGCAAGACAGGCAGGGAGGAUGAAAUAGACAUACGCGAGCUAGUUGAUCGAACUGGUAUGGUCCACAUGCUGCUAGGAUGGCUGGAAGAUUCUGAAGUUGCCGAAAUAGGAAAGUCCCCCGUUGAGCUUGAUAGAACCGAGGUUGUUGGAGUUAGAGUCGAAGUUGUGGACUCCGACAUAAGUGUUGUUGUUGUAGAGCUGGAAUUCGAUAUUAUGUUGUCCUGCUUUUUUGUCGACAGCUUAGUCGUUGUCAGAGUCACGGUUACCGCGGUUGGGUUCUGCGUUGACGAUGAGAAGUCAGGCACGGUAGUAGUUGCGGUGCUGGAAUCAGGUCCGGGGCCAGAUAUCGUGUAG